GUGACCACACAGAACGUGAACACCGCCAGUGUCUGAACCCGUACAAGUCAGUGAAUCAAAUGGAAAGCAUUAUUCCUGAACAACAGAACGACGAUUCGGUUGACUAUUUGUUUAAGAUUGUAUUGAUCGGCGACGCUGGCGUGGGCAAGACAUGCGUCGUUCAGCGCUUCAAGUCGGACACUUUCGUUGAGAGACACGGAAGCACAAUUGGAGUCGAUUUUACAAUGAAGACGCUCAAAAUCGAGGGAAAACGAAUUAAGUUACAGGUAUGGGACACAGCAGGUCAGGAACGUUUUCGUACAAUCACUCAAAGCUACUAUCGAAGUGCUCACGGAGUGAUCAUAGCAUACGACAUUACAAAACUCGAAACAUUCACACACGUGCAGCAGUGGCUCCAAGACGUAAUAAAGUACGCGGGUAGCAACCUCCUCUGUUUACUCAUCGGCAACAAGAAAGACCUAGCCGCAGAGAAUCGGCAAGUAGCACUCGACGAAGCACAAAAACUGGCAUCACACCACAAUAUGCUCGAUGUGUUAGAGACAUCAGCAAAGGAUGCGACAAAUGUGCAUGAGGCGUUUACGAAGUUGGCGAUUACACUGAAGAGAAAGUACGAAGGCUCGGCAAGUUUACUUGAGAAGAAUGACACUGUGGAUAUCGGAGACACACAGGAUGCCGAAGCAACGUGGUGUACUAAUUGCUAGAUUGCGAUUGAAAUGCACAUGGUUGUUUGGUAUUAUUGUAUUCUUGUGUAUGAUGACGUCAUGCGCGCUGUAGUUGGCAUUAGCUGUACAUGUACCAACAUUGACACUGACGAUUACAUUCUUACAGGCUUGGUGUUUAAUUUGUGGUGAAGAGUAUUG
This is a messenger RNA of Corticium candelabrum, 860 nucleotides long. Its product is annotated as ras-related protein Rab-43-like. Gene Ontology annotation, cellular component: trans-Golgi network; Golgi cisterna. The coding region runs from base 60 to 701 and encodes 213 amino acids. Gene Ontology annotation, molecular function: GTP binding; GTPase activity. The transcript is spliced from 2 exons. NCBI's taxonomy places the organism in Eukaryota, Metazoa, Porifera, Homoscleromorpha, Homosclerophorida, Plakinidae. Gene Ontology annotation, biological process: vesicle-mediated transport. The record is from RefSeq and is a predicted model, not a curated record.